This is a messenger RNA of Vicia villosa (hairy vetch), 5187 nucleotides long. RefSeq lists its product as uncharacterized. NCBI's taxonomy places the organism in Eukaryota, Viridiplantae, Streptophyta, Magnoliopsida, Fabales, Fabaceae. The coding region runs from base 1 to 5187 and encodes 1728 amino acids. Gene Ontology annotation, molecular function: nucleic acid binding; aspartic-type endopeptidase activity. Gene Ontology annotation, biological process: proteolysis; DNA integration. The record is from RefSeq and is a predicted model, not a curated record. The transcript has 2 exons.
AUGGCUCCCCCUAAACCUACCCAACCCUCUCCUCAAGAAAUUAUUGAACAAGCUGUUCAAACAUCCCAUCUUCAUCUAGAUACAGCUAUGAAUCAAACACAGCAGCAAAUGGAUGAACGGUUUGAUAAAGUUCAUUCUGACUUGGCUGAGACAAAGCAGCAGCUAGGGUUGAUUCAUACACAAAUGGCUUCCGAGAGGCAGGAGGAAGAUGUUCGCUACAACGCCCUCAUGGAAGCUAUACAGCGUGUUUUCUCACAAAAAGAACUACAAAAGCUUGCUGCUGACGCUACUAUGGCUGUCUCUUCCCCGGGAGAAUCUUCAGGUAUGACAGAAAACCUCUCUUUUGCUGCUACUGCUACAGUACCCAUUCCCCAAAACUAUACACCCACAAAUACACCCUCACGAACCACUGUUCCUCUCCCAAACACCCCCACCCAACCCCCUGCUACAGUGCAGCGAACCCCCUUCCCACAACCAGAGCCGCCCCCUUUUCCACCUUACACCCUUAAUCACUCUCCUUUCCCACACACCCAACAAAUUAAUAUUCCGUUUACCCAGCCCAUCUCCUACGCGCAUAACCCCACCAUGGCUCCCCUACCCCCUUUUCGAACACCCAAACUUGAAUUAGCUAUGUUUGAUGGGUCUAACCCAUUGGAAUGGCUAUUUCAGGCUGAUCAAUUUUUUCUUUUCUACAAUUUACCACCAGAAAACAGAAUGUCAUUAAUGUCCUUUUAUAUGAAGGGUGAUGCUUUGGGUUGGUUUAAAUGGAUGUUUCAAAAUCAAUUAUUAACAGACUGGUUUUCAUUCAAGAGGGCAUUGGAAUUACGAUUUGGUCCUUCAACAUAUGCGAAUCACCAAGCUGAACUUUUCAAGUUAAAACAAGAGGGGUCUGUUACUCAAUACCAAACCCAAUUCGAAAAGCUAGGCAAUCAAGUCUUUGGUUUACCCCCUGAUGCCAUAUUAAACUGUUUUAUUUCUGGAUUAAAUCAGGAAAUUCGGAAUGAAAUUGCUGUUCAUCGCCCUACCAAUAUUUCUCAAGCUAUUGGGCUAGCCAAACUAAUUGAAUCCAAAAUAAAAGAAUCAAAGCCCAAAUUUUCAAAACCUUUCACUACCUACACCCCUAAAUCGUCCUUCCCCAAUUCCACCCAGCCCACUUCUUUCCAAUCUUCCCUCCCAAACAAACCGAUUUCCACCAACCCCCCUCCAAAAUUACCUAUUAAAAGACUUUCCCAAGCCCAGAUCCAAGAACGCCGAGCUCAAGGCCUUUGUUUUAAUUGUGAUGAAAAAUUUGUGGUUGGACAUAAAUGUGCUACUAACAGAUUUCUAAUCCUAUUGGCUGAAGAAGAACCAAGUGAUUCUAUGGUUACAGCUGAUUGUUUGGAUUCAGAAAAUACAACAGAACUUGGAGACACUUAUUUCCAAUUAUCUCCUCAAGCGUUAACCGGACAGUUCUCUCCCCAAACAUUGAAAUUCCAAGGACAUAUUGGGGGACUACCCGUCAUGGUCUUGAUUGAUACAGGCAGCACACAUAAUAUUUUACAACCUCGCAUUGCCCAUCACCUUCACUUGACCCCCACUCCCAUCACUCAAUUUUCUGUUAUGGUGGGUAAUGGAUCCCAUUUACAAUGUGAGGGAAUCUGCCACGAUGUUACAUUGAAUCUUAACAAUGACCUUUUCACCCUUCCCUUCUACUUAUUGCCUAUUGAGGGUGCUGAUGUUGUCCUAGGGAUGGCAUGGCUUAGAACUUUGGGACCCAUUCAAGCAGAUUUUUCUAUUCCAUCUAUUAGUUUUACACACAAUGACAAACCCAUCACACUCAAGGGUGACCCUAAAACUCGGCCUAUUCACACCUCUUUUCACCAAUUACAACAUCUCAUCCAUGCAAACUCCAUUGCUUCCUUCCACCUCAUGAUCAUGGAACCGUUGGAAGUCCCCAACUCUACCCCCAUGGCCACAAAUUCCAUAUCCACACCUAAUUUUCAUUCAAAACCCGAACUCCAGCACCUUCUUCAAACCUAUAAAAAUAUAUUUCAACCACCAAAAAGCCUUCCCCCUUGCCGCCCUCACGAUCAUCACAUCACUCUCCUUCCAAAUACCCCACCUAUAAACGUAAAACCCUACCGUUAUCCACACUACCAAAAAGAUGCUAUGACCUCCCUCAUCCAAGAGAUGUUAAAAGAAGGUACUAUUAUUCCUAGCAGCAGCCCCUUUUCCUCUCCGGUCCUAUUAGUAAAGAAAAAAGAUGGAACUUGGCGUUUUUGUGUUGAUUACCGCGCCCUCAAUGCCGUCACUAUUAAAGACCGUUUUCCCAUCCCAACCAUCGAUGAGUUACUAGAUGAACUGAAUUCUGCUAAGAUUUUCACUAAGAUAGACUUACGCUCGGGAUAUCAUCAGAUCCGACUUGCAUCGGAAGAUACGCAUAAGACAGCUUUCCGAACAUUUGACGGGCAUUAUGAAUUCCUUGUCAUGCCUUUUGGCUUGAAAAAUGCCCCGUCCACCUUCCAAUCAGCUAUGAAUGACUUACUCAGACCUCACCUACGUAAAUUCGUUUUAGUUUUCUUUGAUGACAUACUCAUUUAUAGCCCCACUUAUACUGACCACCUAACUCAUUUGCAGGUUGUUUUAGAACUAUUGCAGGCUAAUUCAUUUUAUGCCAAACUUUCUAAGUGUGUUUUUGCAGUUGAUCAAAUUGAUUACUUGGGGCACGUUAUAUCAGUUGGUGGUGUUGCACCUGAUCCAGAAAAAGUAAAGGCAAUCUUGGAUUGGCCUCUACCGCGAUCACUCACGACUCUCAGGGGAUUUUUGGGCCUCACCGGUUUUUAUAGAAGGUUUGUUAAGAAUUACGCCACACUCGCCGCUCCCCUCACCGAUCUUUUACGUUCUACUAAAUUUCAGUGGAGUACAGAGGCAUCUUUGGCCUUUACAAGUUUGAAGCACAAGAUGACCGACAUGCCGGUUCUUGCCUUACCAAAUUUUAAAAAGACAUUCAUUGUAGAAACUGAUGCUUCGGGUGUCUCUAUCGGAGCUGUGCUUUCUCAGGACGGUCACCCCAUCGCCUUUUUCAGCAAGAAGAUGUGCCCUCGGAUGCAAGCAGCUUCUGUGUACGUAAGAGAAAUGUAUGCUGUAACAGAAGCGGUUAAGAAGUGGCGUCAGUAUCUUAUAGGGCAGCACUUUCAUAUUCAUACUGACCAAAAGAGCCUAAGGAACUUACUGCUACAGAAAAUACAAACACCAGAACAGCAAAAAUGGACUUCUAAACUACAAGGCUUUAACUUUGCAAUUUUUUACAAACCUGGCCGUUCUAAUCAGGUGGCAGAUGCGCUCAGCAGACAAUUUUCUCCUGAUGAUUCCUUGUUGUUGACCCUCUCUUCGAUUGUCCCAGAUAUCCUUCUCAAACUACAGCACUUCUACGCUUCCACCAUACCAGGACAAAACACUGUCACACAACUUACACAAUCAGGCAGCAACCUUACUUCAUUCAGGUUUAAAAAUGGCUUACUUAUCUAUAGAGACAAGAUCUUCAUACCUGACGAUCUGGGGUUUCGCUCCUCUCUUCUGCAUGAAUACCACGCAACACCCUCAGCCGGCCAUUCCGGUGUUAAGGCUACCGUCGCUCGCGUGUCAAAUUCUUUCGCAUGGCCUGGCCUCUACCAGGACGUAAAAGACUUUGUAAAAAGAUGCUCUACCUGCCAACAUAACAAACAUCUAACUCAGAAAAAGAAAGGACUCUUACAACCUCUGCCUGUUCCUAAUAAUGUUUGGGAAGAACUUACCAUGGAUUUUAUAACACAUCUUCCGAAUUCUUUUGGACACACCGUGAUCUGGGUAAUCUGCGACCGACUCACCAAGUAUGUCCAUUUUUUGGCGUUACCUACAAGCUUUACAGCUAAGGAUCUCGCAUCUCGCUACAUGGUGGAGAUUUUCCGUUUGCAUGGUACUCCGAAAUCAAUUAUUUCCGACAGAGACCCUCUGUUUUUGAGUUCAUUCUGGAAGUCCUUCUUCAAAGCUCAGGGAACUACACUAAAAUACAGCACAUCUUACCACCCAGAGACUGACGGCCAAACUGAAGUCGUAAAUAGGUCAGUAGAAACAUACCUUCGUUGUUUUGUCGGUGACCAUCCGAAACAGUGGUAUAAGUUUCUUCACUUAGCCGAGUUUUGGUACAAUACCUCCUAUCAUUCAGCCAUUAACAUGCCUCCUUUCAAAGCUCUGUAUGGUCGAGAUCCUCCCAAUAUCACCGAUUUCAUCAACGAUUCCUCUCGCCGGGACCCCCUCGAGUUCUCCUGGCAACAGCACAAAGACAUUCUUGUCAAACUCAAGUUGAACUUACAAAAGAGUAGAAAAGCAAUGGAGAAACAAGCUAAUAAGUCCAGAAUGGCUUACAGUUUUCAGGUUUCGGAUGCACAAGAACCAACCAAUGUUACCACACUUUCGAUUCGUAACUCACCUUCAGACCAAGGUGGAAAAUCGCAGAACAGAGCGCCUAUCGGAGUCGGCGUUAGGAUGAAGAAGACUCCAAGCAAGGUGAGUUCUGAUAAUGGUUUAGAAAUGGAAGUACAAAGAAGUGAGGAAGACAAAGGAAGAGAGAAAGCUAAAGAAAACCAGAAGGACGACGAAAGAGAGAAAUGGGUCGUUCAAACAAAUGAAAGCACUUAUGUUAAUAACCCACUUUCAGAGGCUACAAGUAACGUUAAACUCUUUACUUCCUGUGACCGGCAAGUACACAGUGCGGUCCAACCCCCUUUUGCCAUCUGUCCCACGCGUGCUCCUCAAUUGAAGAGUUCCCAACGUCUCUCUGUGACACACCCAUGUGCUUCACCUAACAUCACAUUGACCGAAGCCCCUUUUUCUGACUCCAGCCCCUCCGCGUCCCAAGGCAACAGCUGGCAUCAUCCUAGCAUUUUCCCAUCACCCUUAUCUUCUGCUAGUCAAUCUGUUCCACUCAUCCAGAUUGCCCCAAUUGCCAACCGGAUCACAGCUGUAUCCAACCUACAAGAUUCAAAACUUUCUCUCCCGGACUCAUCAAUUGAAACUUGCGGCCCAACGGGUUUUUCAUCCCAUGCCCACUCACCUAUGAACCUUGAGGACAAGGUUCUUAAUGGGCCAAUGAGUAUUGUUAGGAAACAUGAUAGGCCCAUUAGGAAUAAGACCCAAUCAGUUUUACUUAAAGACUUCUAUUUGAAAUAG